Molecule: messenger RNA, 1228 nt
Organism: Halichondria panicea
Lineage: Eukaryota; Metazoa; Porifera; Demospongiae; Suberitida; Halichondriidae
Product: ATP-dependent DNA helicase RecQ-like
Exons: 3
Coding region: 513-812 (99 amino acids)
Source: RefSeq, a predicted model, not a curated record
GUAUGAGCACCUACUCCGUAAAAGUAAUUGUAAUCUCAUAAAUAGCUCCGUAAAGCUAGCUAGCUACUAUACUAUGGCAAUUUCAACGUCUUUUGAUAUCCAAGAAGCAUUAGCAUAUGCACUGUCUUGUGUGAAGCAAGAAGGACUGAUCCUCAACAGCAGGUCCGUACUCUCAAGCUCCUGUCAGAAGGAAGGGACGUUUUUGUGUGGUUCCCAACUGGGUAUGGCAAGUCUCUGUGCUAUCAAUUGCUACCCUUCUUGAUGGACUACAAGCUUGGUAGGACUAAGGGGCCUCUUGUCGCCAGAAGUGUAGUUCUUGUCAUCUCUCCCCUUGUGUCUUUCAUGACUGACCAGGUCAGGAGUCUGAACACUAGAGGUGCUUCUGCUGCCAUCCUCAGUAGUAAUAAGGGAAUCGACAGAAGUCUUGUUGCCACUAACAAAGAUGUGUCGGAUUGAAAGUACCGUCUGCUGUUCACUGCCCCAGAGGCUGUUGUUGAAGACUAUCGUUGAGGAUGCUAUUACUAGAGCCUCCACUCAAUUCCUCUUUACCGGUAGUGGCAAUAGCUAUGGACGAAGCACACUGUGUUUACAAGUGGAGCUCUGACUUUCGUCCUGCCUAUGCACACCUAGGUGAGCUUAGAGCAUUUGCCCCUCCUGGUGCUCCAAUGUUGGCUGCAAACUGGAUAGUUUCUGACCUACCCUCUAGCUCCACAGCGAUUGCAGAUGAUGUCGAGGCACUGGCAUUAUGUGGACCAUCAAUGAGUAAAAGUAAGCCUUUUUCCUCGAACCCCGAUGGUACUCCUCUUUGCUGAUGGACGCGAGCUCACAGUGAAAGAAGAUGCGUCGGAACCACUCGUGUCCUUAGUCCUUUUCUUAGGGGCUGAUCUUACUGGACUACUAGGGAGCUGCUCUUUGGACACUUGUUUCUGGUAGCUAUGUCUGGCCAGGAGCCUGAACGCCUCUAUGGACUCUAUCUUCUUGAUACAAGAAAGACAGACAAUCUUUGACAGGCCAUCUGAAUCACUAACAGGCAGAUCCAAUGCAAGACUGAGCCUCCCUGGAAUAUCUUCUUUGAGAGCCUUACUGCUGAACAAAAUUAAUGUUUAUAUCUUCUGUUUUGUGUGGCAUCAGUGCUGCAACAUAACCUACAAAGAACAAACUUAGAAGCCAUCAUUAAUUUUAUUCAAUUUUCAUUUGACCACAUGGACUUAAUAAUAAUAACGAAGUC